This is a messenger RNA of Daphnia carinata, 3561 nucleotides long. RefSeq names its product bumetanide-sensitive sodium-(potassium)-chloride cotransporter-like. The transcript is spliced from 21 exons. Lineage: Eukaryota; Metazoa; Arthropoda; Branchiopoda; Diplostraca; Daphniidae. Gene Ontology annotation, biological process: sodium ion homeostasis; sodium ion transmembrane transport; cell volume homeostasis. Gene Ontology annotation, cellular component: membrane. The record is from RefSeq and is a predicted model, not a curated record. The coding region runs from base 114 to 3245 and encodes 1043 amino acids. Gene Ontology annotation, molecular function: sodium:potassium:chloride symporter activity.
AAAAGGUGGAAAGACGUAGUUGCUAUGCAGUGUUAGAUAACUGGAGACUCGAACCUUUUGUGGUGGACGUGGCCAGCUGGAUCGAACGCACACCACCAACAACUUCAACAGCAAUGGAUAAUCACACUUUUGAUGGCCAUGAAGGGUUUGUGAUAUGUAAACAGGGUCCGGCGAAUAAUGUGCGGAGGGCAUCCAUACGACCAACUUUAGCAACCAUUCCCUCUGGUAUUGGCAUGGAUAACCUGGCAUUUGAAACUUCUGAAGAUAUAUUAAGGCACCAGGCAGUCGGUGGAAAUUUACGUGUAGGCAAUACGGAGUCUAAACUGCGAGGUAGCCUCCGUCGACUUGGAGCGGGAGCUAGGCGACUGACUCACGAAGCCGUUCCGCGGCUAGCCAAUUACAGCAACAUCUUCCAGAUGGCCGCGACAGGGACACGGCCAACUAUGGAAGAACUUCAUGAGUCUAUUGUCGAGGAAAAGCCAGCUAAUAGUGGAAUAAAUGGAGCAGAACAGAUUCCGCGUCAAAAAUUCGGCUGGAUCGAAGGCGUCCUCAUCCGCAACAUGCUUAACAUUUGGGGUGUCAUGCUCUUUCUCCGCAUUUCAUGGGUCGUGGCUCUCGCCGGCAUCUGGCAAACACUAAUCAUUAUCUCGAUCUCGACAUUCGUCACCUUUGUCACCGCCCUAUCUACGUCGGCUAUUGUAACCAACGGUGAAAUUGGAGGAGGAGGAACAUACUACGUAAUGAGCCGCAUUUUGGGUCCAGAAUGGGGCGGCUCGAUAGGCAUUCUUUUUGCUCUGGCCAAUGCAAUUAAUGGUUCGUUAAAUGUCGUUGGUUUCUGCCAAACAUUGCAAGACACCAUGAAAAAUUACGGUGGCUACACUAUUGUUGACGGAGGGGUCAAUGACACAAGGAUUCUCGGGACAAUCUUGAUGAUCUUAGUCUGGGCUCUGUGUGGCCUAGGAUCAAAAUACGAAAGCUUGACGCAGCAAAUGCUUGUGGUCAUUCUGGCCGUGGCUUUAGCUAAUUUCUUUGUUGGCAGCUUCAUCGGCCCCCAAACGGAUCUGUCUCAAGCUCGAGGAUAUUUGGGUUACAGAUUGGACUUAAUUCGAGAAAAUUGGGAUUCGGGAUACGUCUUUAACGGCGGUAUGAUGCAAGAUUUCUUUUCCGUCUUUGCCGUCUAUUUUCCAGCUGGAAUCGGAAUUCUAGCCGGAGCUAAUAUCUCAGGUGAUUUAAAGGACCCUAGUGACGCUAUCCCAAAAGGAACAAUCUGGGCCAUCAUCAGUACAAGUAUUUCGUACGCCAUUGUGGCCAUCGUAUGCGCUGCAACCACCAAACGACAAGCCACUGGAAGUGUCGAAGAUUUCCACAACGGCACAUUUCUGAAUUGCGGGCCCUCGAAUUGCACGUAUGGCUCCUACAACGACUACCAGCUGAUGACGCUAAUUUCGGCUUACGGACCCCUCAACUACGCAGGUUGUUUCGCUGCCACGCUCAGUACGGCUUUGGCAAGCUACAUUUCUUGUCCAAAGCUGCUACAAGUAAUUGGCGAUGAUAAGCUCUACCCUUACUGGAUGGUUGGCUGGAUGGCGAAAGGUUACGGCAAAUCCAAAGAGCCUCAUUUGGCUUAUCUGUUCACCUUUUUCCUUGCCCUGGGUUUCAUCUUAAUUGCUCAAUUGGACAUGAUCGCUCUUCUAAUCUCCGACCUCUUCUUGAUCACCUUUGCAUUUCUGAAUUACGCGUGUUUCCACGUCGAUCUCGUGCAACCCGUUGGUUGGCGUCCCACUUUCAAGUAUUACAACAAAUGGCUGAGUUUGUUUUGUGCCUGCCUGUGCAUCGCCAUCAUGUUUAUGAUUGAUUGGAAAGUGGCGUUAGUAACGCUUGCCAUCGUCUUUUUCUUCUAUUUCAUUGUGCUUUAUCGCAAGCCGAACGUCAACUGGGGUACAUCGUCGCAGGCGAUGAAUUUGCAAGACGCUUUGACUAGUAUCCAACAGCUGAUGGACAUCGAUGAGCACGUCAAGAACUAUCAGCCACACAUUUUAGCCCUGACUGGUUCACCAAGGUCUCGUCCGGCCCUAGUCGAUUUUGCAUACCUGAUUUGCAAGAAAAAUUCCAUGCUCGUUUGCGGCAAUGUCAUUGAGGGCAAGGUCACCACCAAAAUGCGUGGAGAGAUUUUAAAAAAAUCGUACAAACAUUUGCGCAAAAAUGAAAUCAAAGGAUUCUGUACUCUCAUCGGCAAUGUUGACCUCCCAACUGGCGUAUCUGCCAUGCUAGAAGUGGCAGGUGUCGGCAAAAUCAGACCAAACAUUUUAUUCAUCGGCUAUAAGAACGACUGGCGUGUCUGUGAUAGCCAAUCGUUGAAGAAGUACUUUGCCACUAUACAUGUCGGAUUCAGUUUGCACGUUGGUGUUGCCAUUUUGCGCGUAUCGGAAGGGCUCGAUUAUUCCGCAAUAUUAGGCGACGCGGACGAGUUAAACAUCAGUUCUAACGGAGAUAGACCCUCGAGCAUGAUGGAAAGCCCUCCUGGAACACCGGACAUUGAGAGACACACGGACAUCAACGAUUCGCCGUUGGGUAACGCCAAUCUGCCUGACACAUCAAAGGACACGAAGAAAGGGAAAAAAUCCAAAAAGGACUCGAAACUAGUGGGAAGUGACGGCAAUGAGCUCCCCCGACACAUUUCCAAUAACAUCACUAGAUUUCAAAAGAAGCAUCUGCGAGGUACCAUUGACGUUUGGUGGCUCUACGACGAUGGAGGACUGACUCUAUUGCUGCCGUAUAUCAUCAGUACACGAUCGAAUUGGACGGCAUGCCAGUUACGUGUUUUCUGCACGGCGAACAAUCAUGAAGAAGUAGAGAAAGAACGAGAGGGGAUGGCGGCCUUGUUAGAUAAAUUCCGUAUCGACUACUCCGAUCUGAUAGUCAUCACGGACUUGAGCAAACCACCAAAAGAGUCAACAAAGAACUGGUUUGAUGGUCUCAUCCGCCCCUUCAUCCGGCGAGAAGAGCUCUCUGAAACGGAACGGUCCUCAUUACAGGCCAAAACGGAUCGACACUGUAGACUGAGAGAAUUGGUAGUCGAUCAUUCCUCAGAUUCAAAUCUGGUCGUCAUGACUUUACCAAUUGCGCGAAAGGAGGCCGUUAGUGCACCCAUGUACAUGGCUUGGUUAGAGACGUUGACCGCCAACAUGCCACCAUUCUUGCUCGUUCGUGGAAAUCAAACGUCUGUUCUGACCUUCUACGCUUAAACAAGUUUUACAUCAGACAAUGGCUAAUCUGUCGCAUAGUAUAUGCGACAUAUGCUCCACAUCGUCGUCCUAUACGUAAAUUCGACAGAACCUAUAACACUAAAACGUAAGUGUAAAACCGAAAAAGAGUUUUAAACAUAAAAAAACAAAACUGUGUCUAUUGCCUUCGUAUGAUCCUCGAGUUCAAAUGAGGUUAAUGCCGCAGACCGUUAGAUAAUAAUACAUGAAAUUGCGAAUGUCCGUAGCUCUUAAAUCGUUAAAGAUUUUCGUAAACGCACCUGUUCCACAGGAAAGCAAGGGGUAGCAAAUCCUAAGG